UUCGAGGGCGAAAUGACGGAAACAUGGAGUUGGGAAUGAGCAACAUUUCCAGCGUUCCCUGUUCCUGUGGUGGAUAGAAUUGAGCGAGUGGUUGGUGGAGUGCCGCGAUGUCGAGCCUGUGGCUCUUGAACGAGACCGUUCGUCUCCGUACGGAAAUCACGGAGACGAUCGUUAAGAUCACCAACAUCAACAAUCACCUGUACCUGCUCACCAACAACAACAAUUUAUAUCACGGAUUUGUGGAAACCGUCGACGAUCGUUCUCACUUUCUAGAUGUGGAACUGGUGGUCAAGGAGGAGUUCAAACCGGUGGACAUUGAUUGUUACAAAGAUACUUUGUUCAUAGUCAACAGGGAUGGCACGGUGUUGAAAUGCAGCGAAAAUUUGGAAAUACUCAACGAAAUUGAACUGUUGGAAGAGUUUAUGUGCAACCGAGGCCACAACGGCACGAAGUGUAAGAUGAAAGUGAAAAAGAUGGCUGUGGGUGAAUAUGGGAGGUUGUUCAUCACAGAUGCGGGUCAUUUGUGGGCCUCCGGAUUUAUGCCGCAAAUCGGUAUCAAUUGUGAGACGCCCAAACGGGUCAACUUCUUCAUGGGAAGAUUCAUAUACUCGGCGAAUGUGGGAAACGAUUUCGCAAUUGCAAUAGUCAGUAAACAGGUGAAAAGUGAUGAUGGCGAGAGUGAUGAGGAGGAGGUGUUCCAAUCCAACUGUCCCAAGUGUUUGUCAUCAGCCUCACAGCUGACGUCACCCACCUCCCUCACUUCCACCAUGUCCGAUGUUUGUCUGUUGGGUGUUAAGGUUUUAGGCAGUUACGACAUUGAAACAACGUCCACAAGUAGCAAGAACGACAGCAGCGUCGUCAGUUCAAACGAGAAGAUUAACGAUAAUUGCGCCGAGAAUUGUUCAGAUAUCAAAACUGAAAAGAACAUAAUAUUUAGAAACACGGAAGCUGCGAAGGAAUUUCUCACCAGACAAAUAUCCAGAAUGUCUUCGGCCGGUGAAGAAUAUCUGGUGGAGUGCACCGAAAAACCGACGCGAAUUAUCAAGGAAAACAUGACGAACGUGGCAAGUUUCGUUUACGAAGGUGUGAAAACGGUCGGCGACAAAGUCGUAACGCUCUCCCGUCACGUCAGCGGCAGUUCGGACUGCAACAGCAUCAUCGAGAACAACAACGAGGACGAUUCGAAACUGGACAAGACCACGUCGAAGGACGAACUGUUGCUGUCCGUCAGUCAGUGCACGUCCGAAAAGGAUCUGUCCGAGCACGAGGUGCACGACCGCAUCAACAUGAUCGUGAAGGCCGGAUCGAACGUGUUGAACUGCGAGGUGUGGACUUGGGGCAACAUCGUGCACGGCCAGCUAGAUUUAAGUGAUCGAAUUUGCGAUUGCGACGACAAUUUCCCAUUCAUGCCCUCAGACAAUUCAGACAGUGUCAAUCCCAUACUUCAAUUCUUUAAUAAAAUCAUCGGGACUAAUAACGAAUACAAACUCCCGUCACCAACAGGCAUCGGCGACAUAAUAAAAAGAGAGCGACCGAUGAUAAUAACGAAAUUGUCGAACGUGGGCGUGAAAAAAGCGUCGGUGCAAAGUUACCACGCCGCCGUUUUGACGUUGGACGGUCGAGCUUUUAUCUGGGGCCAAAACGACUACAACCAAGUGACGUUGGACAACAACUUCGAUCAGAGUUCGCCCAAGUUGUACGCAUGCAAAAACGAUGAACGCGUCAAAGACGUGGUUUGCGGUGAGCAUUUCACCGUCCUACUCACCACCAACUCGGACGAAGCGCUGUACUUGGGCAAAGGUGCGAGCAAAUUGGCCGAGCUGAAGCUCCGUUCGUCCGACAACGAUUCGAAACGACGUGCUGCGUUCACCAAUUUGAUUGCGAGUAAACAGUACGUGCUGCUGAACGAAGGACGACGUGACGAUCAAGUGGCGAUGAAUUUCUUAAAGGACGAGCAAAGGAUGCUCGAGGAAAUGAUCGCCGUUCACAUGAACGUCAUAAAACCGUUGCAGAAGAAGAACACGACCGCUGCGAACGCCGGUUUGCUUGAGGCGUUGUGCAGAACGUACAGUGAUUUGCUCUACUUUUGGGCGGCCAACGUUCAGUCUCUGAUCGAAUACGCCGACGGUCUCAUCUCGAUUAACGACGUCGUCUUGUUCAAGUACAACGACGAACAUCUGACUGUUUACAAAAGUUACAUAAACACGAUCCACAACAUAAUUAGUGUGAACGCCUUCCAAAACAUAUCGAAGCUGGUGGAGAUUUCUGCCAGUUUGUACAAACUGAGGCCGGACACUUUCAGCAAGAAGGAUAAGAAUAACGAAGAAGCCAUUUCUUUCUAUCUCGUGUCUCCUCUGACUCGAAUCGCGCACUACAAAGAGAUUAUUCAACAUUUUUGCGGCGAAAACGAACCGAAAAAGGAAACAUUCAACAAGUGGAACGAGUUCAUAGAGUUUUACGAAAACAGUAAGAAACAGGCGGAGGUGACCAGAGAUUUUUGGUUGAACGGCGGCAGACAAGUCGAAUUUCUCAAGACUCCGGAACGACGUUUGCUGAAAGAGAGCCACAAGGAUCCGAUCAACUUGCUGAACGCCAGUCGUUUCUCGUCGCACUGGUUCGUCCUGUUCAACGACCUGUUCGUGCAUUUGAACGGCUCCACGUCGUACCUUUUCAGCCUUCCGAUGAUUUGGAUCGAACCCCAACAGCAAGACGAGCAACAGACCCAAUACCAUCAAAUCUGUCUAAAAAUGCCCGAGGACUGUCUCAGUCUUGUGACCACGGAACCCGAAUCUAAAAUCGAAUGGUUCCACGCUCUGCAAACGGCGGUGAAACAAUCGCUGAAUCGCGGAGGCGACGCGCUGCAACCGCCCCUGGUGCGGCACGGCACCCAUAUUUUCACGAAAGCGGGUUUUUUCAAAGACGCCAAAUACACCGGAAGAUGGCACAAUGCCAAAAUGCAUGGACACGGCGUCGUCGAAUGGCCCGACGGCAGAGCGUACACCGGACAGUUCAGCAACAAUCAACUGCACGGUUACGGUGAAAUGACCGUUCCCAACGUGGGUGAUUACGAGGGCCAAUGGAAAGACAACCAGAAAAACGGAUUGGGAGUGAUGCGAUAUGCGAACGACGACGUCUACCGCGGCCACUUUAAAGACGGCGUGCCACACGGCCACGGUUUCCUACGCAAGGGCAACUUCAUGGCGAGUCGUGCCUCCUUUUAUAUCGGUGACUGGGCUGCCGGCUUGAAAUGUGGAUACGGCGUGAUGGACGACAUCGCUCAGGGCGACAAGUACAUCGGCAUGUGGGCCGACGACAGGAAACAGGGCCAGGGUGUGGUCGUCACCGCGGACGGAGUCUAUUACGAGGGCAACUUUCAUCAGGACGUGUUGACCGGACACGGAAUCAUGAUUCUGGAUGAUCAGACGCACUACGAAGGCGAGUUCAGGGGCAUCGGAGUCUUGAAUGGACGAGGCACGCUCACGUUGCCGUCCGGCCACGUGGUGGAGGGCAGCAUGAGUGGUUGCUGGGCUGACGGCGUCAAAAUUAACGGCACCUUGAGUCGCGGUCAGGGUCACAAGAUUCCCAAGUCGUUCGAAACUCUCUGUACUCCGGUACAUUUGAAGUGGAAGGCGCUCUUCAAGCAUUGCCACCACGUUUUGGGUAUACAAGAACAAGACAGCAGGAACGAUGCGAAGGAAACUCAGAAGAUUUGGCAAAACGUGGCCGUUUAUUUGUCAAAUGCGACCUACUUGAAACGGAAGAAGAACGAACAAAAGUUCCGCAACGGUCUGAAUCACGUGGACAUCAUUCCCUCUUACGGUAUGGACAAACUGGAUGUGGACAAUUAUAACGAAGUGAAAAAUUACUUGCUCAAAGCGUUCGAAAGUCCGUAUCAUCCGUUAGGAUCGUUGCUCAACGAUCUGUCCGAAGCGUACACCACGACCUACGGAGGCAGAGCGCAUCCGCUUCUGCUCAAACACGCAAUUACCGAACUGAUAUUCAUCACCAAAAGACUGUACGAAAUCGUCCGUUCUUUGUUUCCCGGUUUGCCCGCUUACGGCAAAGACCUUUUGAUCACCGACGACAGCGGCAGUGAUUACGUUGUCAAUUACCAAUCCCUCCUCUACCCGAUUAUUUUGCCGAAAGUCCAUCAUCCAUUGUUCACACUGUUCACACUGAACAAUGAGGAACAGGAACGACAAUACAAACGUACGCUGAUCGAAUGGAACAAGCAAACGGACUACACACUGAUGGCGUUCCUCUCCGUCGAUCAGAAAUUCCUAAAGACUGAAGAUUCGUAUCCUCCCCAUUCGCCGUUGAAGAAUCACGUCUUCGCCGAAGCAAUAGAGACGUUGCAACAGAUCAAAUCGACUUUCUCGCCCACCGACAAACUGCUCGUGAUUAUUCAAACGGUGGAAAAGAUGAAACCGGUGGCCCAAGAUAUUUUAGGUAAAAGUUACAUUUGGAACAUGGACGAUUUGUUUCCGUUGUUCCUGUACGUUGUCGUCAGAGCUAGGAUUCCCGAUUUGGGAUCGGAAUUGGAUUUCGUAGAGAACUUUAUGGAUCCCAGUUUGGAGAGCGGAGAAUUGGGAAUCAUGUUCAUCACCCUCAAGGCUUGUUACCAGCAAAUACUCAAAGAGAAAUCUUCCAUAAUUUAACGGACCCGUCGUCGUCAAUACAAAUAUUAUUAUAUAUACAUAUAUCUAAAGCUGUUGUAAUUAUACAUAUAUUUUUAUUUCUGUUAUGGAAACAAUACUACGUGAACGUUAUGUGAUAAACGAACAAAAUGGAAUUAUUUUUAUAGUUUACGUUAUUUACAUAGAAUUUUUAAAAACAUAUCAAGCAGCAUCUGUAAAUAUACACCCGCCGAUCAGACGACCAGAUUCAACAAGGUAGACAUCAAUUAAAUCUCUCCCUAAUUGUACCGUUCGUUUGUUUGUUACUUUACCAAAAAGUAGAAUCCAGUGUACCCAGUGCGAGUCAAAAAGAUUAAUUUACUAGUCAGAUAACAAACAAGGGAUUUAAUUAGAUUGUUUGUUUGUCGUCUAGAUAUUUUUUGUUGUACCUGAUUUAUCGAGUCAGUCAUUAGUGACAAUCGUCAGAAAUAAAAUUCUGUGCAAUAAAAA
Aethina tumida (small hive beetle) is the source of this 5126-nucleotide messenger RNA. RefSeq names its product alsin (gene Als2). The record is from RefSeq and is a predicted model, not a curated record. NCBI's taxonomy places the organism in Eukaryota, Metazoa, Arthropoda, Insecta, Coleoptera, Nitidulidae. The transcript is spliced from 9 exons. Bases 108 to 4658 code for a protein of 1516 amino acids.